This is a messenger RNA of Acanthisitta chloris (rifleman), 342 nucleotides long. RefSeq names its product beta-microseminoprotein-like. Bases 1 to 342 code for a protein of 113 amino acids. The record is from RefSeq and is a predicted model, not a curated record. The transcript is spliced from 4 exons. Lineage: Eukaryota; Metazoa; Chordata; Aves; Passeriformes; Acanthisittidae.
AUGGCUCAGAAGAGCUUUCUGUCUUUCCUUGUUGCAAUGGGCAUCGUAGUGACCCUGGGUGAUGCAUACUGCUUUCAUAAAAUGAACAAGCCAGAUGAGCCUAAGGACGGCUGCAUGUUGCAUGGAAGGCUGUACCCCUUUGGGCUCACUGAGAGGACAGAAGAUUGCUUCAGUUGCCGCUGCAAUGCAGUUUCAAUGAGAUGCUGUUCCCUCUUUCAUACUCCUGUUGGUUAUGACAGGAAGAACUGUAAAGUCGUUUUCAACAAAGAAACCUGUAACUAUGAUGUGGUGCGGAAGAAUGACCCCUCAAAGGAGUGUGUGGUCUAUUCCAGUAUUGGCUAA